AUGCCGGUUCUUAUUCCCAGAGCUCUGCAGGGAUUGUAUUUUCUAUGUGAGCCAAUAGCUGACGGGUCUUUUGGCAAGUUAUAUCUCGCUAUUCACGCUCUAACGCGUCAACAUGUUGCAAUAAAGAUAAUCGAAAAAAAGAAACUUGGGGUUGUCUCUGGAGCGGAAGUCUUUCGCGUACGUGGAGAAAUUGAGGCCCUCAAACGGCUUUCUCAUCCCAAUAUUUACUCUCUUUAUCAGGUCAUCGAAACAGAUGGCACCUUCUACCUCAUUUUGGAGUAUGUUCCUGGUGGUGAGCUGUUUGAUUAUAUCCUGCACAAUGGAAGUCUACAGGAGUCACAUGCUAGGGUUUUGUUCCGACAGCUCGUUUCUGCAAUUGGCUAUUCCCACUCAAGGGGUAUAGCUCAUCGUGACCUUAAACCAGAGAACAUAUUGCUGAAAGAUGAGCAGAACAUUCGUGUCAUUGAUUUUGGUCUCUGUGCGAAGAACGCAGACAAUAAAUUUCUUACUACGUACUGUGGAUCUCUGGCCUAUGCUGCUCCUGAAGUUCUUCAAAAUCAGGAGUACAACGGCCCUGCGGCCGACAUCUGGUCCAUGGGAGUCAUACUCUACGCUAUUCUCUGUGGCUCCCUACCCUUCGAUCCAUCUAAACCCGAGAAGUUACCUAAACUCAUUAUGAAGGGUCAGUACACUAUGGAUGAAUCAUUGAGUGCUACUGGUCGCGAUCUCCUCGCUCAAAUGCUUUGCGUUGACCCCACUGCAAGGAUCAGUAUGGUAGAGCUCAGUACUCACCCUUGGGUCAUGCAUGGUUUCGAUACGCCCAUCGAUAUUUUUUGCGCCGAGAUGAAGCUUGAUGCUCCCCUGAAUCAGGAUAUUGUGCGGGAGAUAUCUCUCUACACCCGCAUACCUUACGUGGAGAUGACUCGUAUGCUGCGCAAGCGUCCGUACGAUUACCUUAUGGCGACCUACCUAAUAAUGCAGCGUCUCUACGUGGAGGAGGACAUCCUCCUCCUCCUCCAGCGUCGGUCUCAAAAUCCACGCUCUAUCGCCGGCAGCGAAGAGAGCACUACCUCCGCACCGUUACAACCUCGAUUGCGUUACUCUCUUCGACCCCAUCGCCAUGUUUGUACCACUACAUCAAACUCCGAGGCUCUUCGCUCUCAUGCCAAUUCGAAAUCAUCUGCUGACGCUGCAACUUCGGUACCGACACCAAUAACACACAAAAGCGCUCUCACUGACAACAACAUGGCGAACCAAACAGGGAUUCUUGUACCUCCUGUGUCGUCAAAACGAAGUGUUGGUCUCCAGACUCCCUCAAGGAAGGAAGUUCCCCAAAUCGUCACUCUAUCACCCGGCCGUUCUGUUGAUUCUCAACUCAAUCAGCUGACCAAAGAUCUGCGUCUCAGCAAUCCUGACGACUACAGUUCUCGUCCACCCUCAGAGCAAUUAUUUCCACAAGAGGAAGUUCAGGUGGAUGUAGACGUGGAGGAGGUGAAGGGGGACACCAAGACAGCCAAUAGCGCUGGAGAUUUGCUAAAUAUUGGCUUUAGAGUCUACGAUACAACGGCAGGAACGACCGCUAUGGCUGGUGACUUCCGAGGGAGUGAUCAGUCUCUCUCAAGUGUAAUCAAUAGUAGCGGGAGCGGAGGUGCAUGCCUCUUGCGUAACAUCAUUCUGGCUCGAAAGGCCUCCUCUAACGCUCCUACUUCCAUUACUCCUAACACACCGGCGUUGUCUUUGACAAUCAACGGGGCACAACCGACUUUGGUUUCGAGUAAACUGAAGAAGAUCCGCGUAGGUGGUAUUGGCAGUGGUAAUAACAGCAACAACAAUGUGAUGCUUGCGAGACCGGAACUCUCGGCUGGGGAAGUGUUGGAUCGCAUCUCGGAGUCCUUGAGACAGAACUCUAUUCGAUUUACGCUGAAGCGACACGGCUUUAUCUGCACCUUUGCCAACGACUGGGGUCGUACUCUACUUGAAUUUGCGAUAGAGGUGGUUUCGGUGGUUGGAAAACCAAGCCUAUCGAAGCGAUUCCACCUUCCACCACCCAAAAAGUCAAGCAGCGGGAACAACCAGCCAUCGGUGGGUCAUCGAUCUGGGCGUAGUCCUUCCACCGAAUCCGGCCAUCAGCUUGACCAAAUCGGGAUUAAGAUCAAGCGUCUUCAAGGCGAUGCAUUUACAUAUGCUAGUAUAUGUCGAACGGUUUUGAAUCAGGCAGGGGUGAAGAUGUUUACUUCGUCCUAG
Messenger RNA from Hydatigera taeniaeformis, 2244 nucleotides. Lineage: Eukaryota; Metazoa; Platyhelminthes; Cestoda; Cyclophyllidea; Taeniidae. The record is from the annotation of a GenBank genome assembly.